This is a messenger RNA of Callithrix jacchus (white-tufted-ear marmoset), 2409 nucleotides long. Lineage: Eukaryota; Metazoa; Chordata; Mammalia; Primates; Cebidae. The record is from RefSeq and is a predicted model, not a curated record.
GGGGACGACGUGGGGCCGCCGCCAGCGCCGGAUUGCUGGGCGGCGGCGCCGCAGCUGAGCGGCGGUCGGGCUCGGCGUCUCCACCUCCUCGCGUCCGUAAUCAGUGACGAGGUCCGCUACGUAAAUCCCUUCGCGGCGGGAUAAAUAAAGAAAACGGGGAAGGAGGAAAGCAUUGAUUACAAAUGUCUUAACAAUGAGCAAAUGUGCAAAGAAAAAAUAUAUUAAGACAAAUCUAAGACAAAUGACCAUGGAAACAGUUGAAUCCCAGCAUGAUGGAAGUGUAACAGCCUCUUUGACAGAGAGCAAGUCUGCUCAUAUGCAGACUCAGACUGGCCAAAAUUCAAUCCCUGCUUUAGCUCAGGUUUCUGUAGCUGGAUCAGGCACCGGAAGAGGCUCUCCAGCUGUAACUCUAGUGCAGUUACCUUCGGGCCAAACUGUGCAUGUCCAGGGAAUAAUUCAGUCACCACAAAUACACACUGUUCAGGUAGCAACAAUUGCAGAGACAGAUGAAUCUGCAGAAUCAGAAGGUGUAAUUGAUUCUCAUAAACGUAGAGAAAUCCUUUCACGAAGACCCUCUUACAGAAAAAUACUGAAUGAACUGUCCUCUGAUGUGCCUGGUGUUCCCAAGAUUGAAGAAGAAAAAUCAGAGGAAGAAGGAACACCACCUAACAUUGCUACCAUGGCAGUACCAACUAGCAUAUAUCAGACUAGCACGGGGCAAUACAUUGCUAUAGCCCAAGGUGGAACAAUCCAGAUUUCUAACCCAGGAUCUGAUGGUGUUCAGGGACUGCAGGCAUUAACAAUGACCAAUUCAGGAGCUCCUCCACCAGGUGCUACAAUUGUACAGUAUGCAGCACAAUCAGCUGAUGGCACACAGCAGUUCUUUGUCCCAGGCAGCCAGGUUGUUGUUCAAGCUGCCACUGGUGACAUGCCAACUUACCAGAUCCGAGCUCCUACUACUGGUUUGCCACAGGGAGUGGUGAUGGCUGCGUCGCCCGGAAGUUUGCACAGUCCCCAGCAGCUGGCAGAAGAAGCAACACGCAAACGAGAGCUGAGGCUAAUGAAGAACAGUUUUUUUGUUAACCAGCUGAGAAGUCUGAGAACUUUGUGAGUUCACAGGGUGAGUCCAUUGCUCCUGGCUAGGAAGCCAGGGUUGAUCUUCUGCGGUUCAUCUGGAUUUCAAGGUUAUUCUUUGCUGACUCAUGCUUCCACAGUGAAAACACAGAUAUCCAGUCAAUGGGAGUCCGUUAUCUUAAAAAAAAAAUCAUGUAUAUAUCACAUGUGGAUCAGGAUGCUAAUUGGCAUUACAGAAACUGGUGUUUAGACAUUCAGCACUGCUUUUGUUAACAUGUGAAUGAUGAUAUCUGUUUCAGUGUAGGCUUUUUUGAUAUGAAUGGUGAUCUACCUCAAAGGCAGUUAUUCUGGAACUGAAUCCUCCAAAAUGAGGCCAAAGGGUAUCUUCUAUAGAGGAGUUAAGGGAAGUAGUUACCAUCCCUUCACCCUGAAAGAAAGACAAAGAGAAAUGUUGGCUAUCUUUAUUGUUCUGUGGGGUCACGCAUGAAAAUGAUGAACUCAUCUAUUUGUGUUGUUGCUUUGGCUACUGGUGUGUUCUUUCAGUUUGGGCUUAUAGUGCUUUAAAAUUCAAUAUAUUGGAUAUUAAAUGCAUGUGAUUGGAAAACAGUCUUGAAAUGUGCCCUAGAGUAACUCAGUAGCUUCUUUAUUAUAAUUAUAAUUGUGGUGGUCUCGCAUUUGUGGGUUUAAAUUCCCUGGGUUAUUGAGUGUUGUCUUUGUAGCCGUCUUGUUCUUGAAUUUUCAGAAGCAUCAUCCAUUCGUUUUGGUUUAUAAAAAUGCAUAUCUUUUGUUCAUUGUUAACGAUUUAGCCAUGUUGUGUUUUCUAGCCAAUAAACUGUGUCUUGGAGUCACGAUUGAUCUUGUUUUACUGAGAUUUAGUCUGAAGACUAAGAAUCUCCAGUGUUGACAUUUAAGGUUUUUAAGGACUCUUAUAAUCAUUUUUGAUCAAAUAAAAUUAACUCAUUAUGUUGGAAUAUGUGCCUUUUGCAGACAAAAAUAAGAUAAUUGAAAGGGUCUAUAAGUGUUUUUGUAGAAAUUCCACUCGGGGAUGUGGUCCCAUUGUAGUUUACCGAAAACAGUUCUGGUUGUUGUUACCAGUGGAAUGUGUGCCCUAAGAAAACACCAUUUUUGAUGAAUGCUGGGUGAAUUGUGUUCUCAAGUUAUUCUUGUUGGCUUAUGGUUAUCUUACAAAAAGCACGUACCUGGUUAUGUUUGUUACGUGGGUUUGUACAGUCCUUGCCUAGGAUCGGCUGGCUGUUGAGUUCGGGGGCAGAAGUGCACUGAGCCACUGUGGACGGUGUUGGAAGGCUGUUCCUGUAGUCAUUUGCCUUGUGUUGG